GUGUGGAGGCUACGAAAUUUGCCAUGUUUUCAUGAGCGAAACGCCCAUUUUUACGCGAUUUUGACGAGAUCGUGGGGAGGACUGAAGAGGUGUUUAGGCAAGGGGUGCUACGCGCGGGCGCUUCGCCUCCGUCACCAUCUCGCGAGAUGAUUUCCCUCUUCCGCCGCCGCCACGGCCUCCCCUUCUCCACCCUGCACACGCCAGCCGGCGACGUCGCCGCCACGCCGCCUUCUCCUCUCGACGCCACGGCGGUGCUCGAGACGCUCUCCCUCUACGCCAACGACUGGCGCCGCGCGCUCGAGUUCUUCCACUGGUCAGCCUCCCCCGACGGCGCCAACGUGCCCCCGACGCCGGCCACCGUCGCCCGCGCGGUCGACGUCCUCGGGAAGCACUUCGAGUUCCCGCUCGCCACCUCCCUCCUCGUCUCCCACCACGACCCGGGGCGCGCGGACCCGUCCUUCCUCCGCCCCGCCCUGCGCUCCCUCCUCAACCGCCUCGCCGCCGCCAAUCUCAUCGACGACGCCAUCCGCGCGUUCGAUUCCACUGCCGGUUCCAUCGGCCUGCGGGAUGAGGCCUCCUUCCACGCCCUCGUCGACGCGCUCUGCGACCACCGCCGCGUUGACGAGGCCCACCACCUAUGCUUCGGCAAGGACCCGCCGCCAUUCCCGCCGGUGACGAAGACCUACAACUUGCUCCUCCGGGGGUGGGCUAAGACCCGCGCCUGGGCGCGCCUCCGCCAACUCUGGUUCGACAUGGAUAGCCGCGGUGUUGCCAAGGACCUCCACUCCUACUCCAUCUACAUGGAUGCCCUUGCGAAGUCAGGCAAGCCGUGGAAGGCCUUCAAGGUGUUCAAGGAGAUGAAGCAGAAGGGCAUGGCGAUCGAUGUUGUUGCGUAUAAUACUGCAAUCCAUUCAGUUGGGCUUGCACAGGGAGUCGAUUUCGCUAUUCGGUUGUAUAGGCAAAUGGUUGAUGCUGGUUGCAAGCCAAAUGCUUCCACUUUUAAUACGAUUGUUAAAUUAUUAUGCAAGGAAGGGAGGUUCAAGGAAGGGUAUGCAUUUGUUCAACAGAUGCACAAGUUUGGGAUUGAGCCCAAUGUGCUCACUUACCAUUGCUUCUUCCAAUAUUUGAGCCGGCCUCAGGAGGUCCUUGGACUGUUUGAGAAAAUGCUCGAGAGGGGUUGUCGGCCAAGGAUGGACACAUAUGUCAUGCUCAUCAAGAGGUUUGGGCGGUGGGGAUUCCUUAGGCCAGUGUUCAUUGUGUGGAAGGCAAUGGAAAAGCAAGGACUCAGCCCAGAUGCAUUUGCUUACAAUUCCCUUAUUGAUGCAUUGCUGCAGAAGGGAAUGGUGGACUUAGCUAGAAAGUAUGAUGAGGAGAUGCUUUCAAAGGGAUUAUCACCCAAACCAAGGAAGGAACUGGGGACUAAGAUUCCGGGAGCAGAGUCUGACAGUGAUAAUGCAUUGAGUGGCGUACUUUAAUAGUUUGAUUACUGAGAGCAGUGGUAUUAACAUGUUCUGGUUAUCACUAAGAUUAUGCUGAUCUUCUUUUAAAGAUAGGCUUCUUUGUGUUGAAAGUCUGAAGGAGAUCUGAUUUGUGGUGCACAUGAGUUUAACAUUGAAGUAAAAGAUUGCAUUUCCUCUCAACUAUUGCACAGCUGCCCACAGGAAUUAUGAUGAUAUCCCUCAAUAAUGGAAUGUUUGCCCAAGCUGAGGACACCUGGGAAGUGGGCACUAGUGUGAAUUCGGAGAGCUAUUGCUCCUCACAGAUCUAUAUGAUUACCGUGGUCAAUUGAAAUUACGACAUGCUGAUAUUUCUCAAAGCAGACAACCUUGUCUCAGGGGGUCAUAAAUAAUAAAUUUUGUGUUGAACUGAAAUGAAAUCAGUGACAGUGGUAGCACCCAUAUUGCAGUUACUUCUUGGUUGUUAUCUUACCGAACUAAUGAAUGAUAUUAAGGACAGGACAUCCCAUGCCAUAACUAAAGGUAAGAACAACGGCAUCUCUUGCGUACAAGACUCAUGAGUCAUGACUUGUUCAUACAAAUUAUAGUUAAACAUAUUGUUUUGGCACUGAAGUUAACAGUCUUCUUGAUUUUGAUUUGGGUACUAUCUACACACGUACUGUUGUUGCAUUGGAAACAAUAUAUGAAGUAUUGUUCAUUCGACGAUCUUUUUACUGGCCCUUGAUGUGAUAGAACUUAACUUGAAGACCAGAUUGAAUCGGAACAAAAUGCUCUUAUUCCUAGUUUCUUGAACUCAAAAGUGAUCUUUUUCCCCUCUAGUGGAGUUCUCCUUGCCAUUUCUGUCACUCUGUCCAGUUAGGAAAAUUUACAUGCAGACGGCUUCGUGCCUGCCCAAUUUUCUUGUUGCAUCAUUUGGAGGAAUUUAACACAAGUAUUCCAGGUGAUUCUCGAAUAUCCCAACUGGACCAAUUAUACUUCUGAUAUUCAUUGCACUGUGUAAAUGGUCAAAAACUUCAAAACUUGUGUAGUAGCUUUUCUCAGGGUUGCGGUUAUUAGUUUCCAUGUGAUUCUGGUUUCCUGAUGGCUAGGUUAGAGCAAAGUUUUUUUAAAAAAAUCAAAGGCCAUCAGACCCGCCUUUUAUAGAAAGCCAAAAGGAGGUUACAGGAAAGUAUUUGCUUGUCAUGCUGAAUCAUAUGUUUACUUUACAAUUAACUUCAAACCUUGUUGGAAUAGGUGAUAGUCUUCUGUCAAAUCAAGCAAAACCAGUUGUUAGGGGUGGGUGCACUGGUACUAGCAGCAGUCUCCUUGGCCUCUGAGAUUUAUCUUGGUAUGGAAAACGAAAUGAUAUAGUGCCACAGGCUAGCAAACAGCUUAAUGCGACAUACUAGAUUUUAUUUCCUCAGUGCACUAAACAAACACGACAUGGUAAAACAAACAAGGGAUAAACUAGAAUUGACACGAAUAUCUACAGCAAAGUAGGACAAAUGCAAAGAAGAAAUGUCUUAAACUCUAAUUUAGGAAUGUCCUUGUAAAAUAUCAAUGGAGUAUGUGGAACACCGUUCAUUUGAGCCGUCUGGAAGCUCUUGAAAGUUGGUACCAUAUUCAGAAAUAUCACUUGAAUAACAUAUUUUUGUGCAACAUGUCAAGUGCAGGGAGCAGAAGAAAGCAGGCGAGGGAGUGACAUCAACAGAUCUACAGAUGGUGGUAAGAUCAUGACUUUGCUAGGAGGAUACUGGACACUGAUAAUUAAUUCUCGGUGCUGCAGCUACCGAAGUUGAUGGCUUCGCAAUCUAUAGCUUAAUUUUUAAGCUGCAUGGGGACUGGAGGAUUCACGAACAGUUCAGGAGCAAUGAAGCUACAGCCAGCAAGAGAAGAUGCAUACCACUAGUAGUACCCAUACUUCGCCUAGCUGCAGUAUUCUUUUGUCGUUUGUAGUCUGUACCUUCUGCUGGGGCUUUAUCAUGGCAACGAGAUGUUCCAGUGUUUAGCUGCCGAAAACCUGUCAGUUGGAGGCAGGUGCUCACCUGCCCUUAAUGGCUUAAUUGCGCUGCUUUGUGCAGCAACUCUCAACUGUGACAACCAAACCUGUCUUUUGUUUCCGUAGCAACCGGGUCCGGGCAUACACCUCCUGAUCGAAUGGAGAAUUAUCCAUAUA
Messenger RNA from Oryza sativa Japonica Group (Japanese rice), 3612 nucleotides. RefSeq names its product pentatricopeptide repeat-containing protein At1g80550, mitochondrial. NCBI's taxonomy places the organism in Eukaryota, Viridiplantae, Streptophyta, Magnoliopsida, Poales, Poaceae. Gene Ontology annotation, cellular component: chloroplast. Gene Ontology annotation, molecular function: protein binding. The record is from RefSeq and is a predicted model, not a curated record. Gene Ontology annotation, biological process: chloroplast-nucleus signaling pathway; mitochondria-nucleus signaling pathway.